Molecule: messenger RNA, 10109 nt
Organism: Gavialis gangeticus (Gharial)
Lineage: Eukaryota; Metazoa; Chordata; Crocodylia; Gavialidae
Product: sodium-dependent lysophosphatidylcholine symporter 1-like
Exons: 14
Coding region: 6524-7975 (483 amino acids)
Biological process (GO): carbohydrate transport
Cellular component (GO): membrane
Molecular function (GO): symporter activity
Source: RefSeq, a predicted model, not a curated record
GUGGGGCUAGAGGAAAUGUCAAGCAAUUUAAUGGGCCGGGAGGACAAAUGAUUUGUCUUCCUUUUCCUCUCUGCUAAUUUGUUUUGCUUGACAAGGAAAUGGGUGGAAAGCAAGCUUUUGUGGUGGGGCUCUGACUGGACAGAUGGAAUGAGGCAGCGGAGCCAGAGUUAGGUGGAAGCUGACAGCUUCUACAUCUGGGCAGUGGUUCAAGCUGUCCUUGUGGUUGUGGGUACUGGUUCUAGGCCAGUACAAAACUUUCACAAGCAGCUAUUUGACCCAGGGUGCUUUGAUGUCCCAUCCUCGUGUUGGGGAGAGAGGGAGGUAUGGAUUUGAGCCCCCUUCUCUCACUGCUGGUUUUGCACUCCUGGAGCAGCUUCUGCUCAUCAUGAAAAGGUGAUGCCCAGUGUCACCCAGUCUGCCAGAGGGUGACACUGCCACAGAGCUUCCCCCCAGGCCCAUCUCCGUCAUUGUGCUGUUGCAGGUAUGCAGCUAUGUUGGUGGCCUAUCUCUCUAAGCACAUGCCUUUGUGAAGCCUGGUGAUUUGACCUGUGUCCCGGAUUACCCUUUCCUCCUUCUCCAGCUUUCGUUAGAAGUAAUCCUUAUGUCCCACAGCUUCUCCAGCUCUCGACUACUCAGCUGGGCACAGGCAGGGUUUUCCUGAGCAGAGGAGUGAAAAGUGGGUUGAGGUGUAUGCUCAUUAACUACUGUUCUGCCCACAGCCAGCAUGGGAGGUGUUGUCGGCUGUUCUCAGUGUCAUUGAUAUUGUCCUAGUAGGGGUUUUAUUGAUGUGUUGUCGGUGUUGAAGUCUCAAGAACUGUGUUGACAAAGUCUCAGCCAGGAGAUUCCAGCACCGAUCUGGUCUUAGACAAUGACCACAGGCUUGGUUUCAUGGCAAAGAUUUGGCCAGACCUGCAAGCACAGACCUAACACGUUUUGGCCUGACAAGUACAUCAGACCGGGAGUUAAGGCAUUUGUACCUGUGACAAGGUAGUCAGCACAACACCACGCAGGCUUCCCCAGGCCACUACAAAGGUCCCCUGAUUUCCAAUGCUCCUUUUAUACAACGAUCAAAACAAAUGGCAUGUUGCAGUCCACCUGUGCCUUGAAUAUCUCAAAAUAUCCUGACUCAUGGGCUUUUUUCACGUUCUGACCUGGGUGUUCGCAUUCCAGCCUCAUCUUCCUGGUAUUGGAUUGUGCUACACCUUGUAUCACCAUCUUCCCCUCCCAGCUUUUGGUAGGAGUGCACAUCUGGCCCACGUGCCAGGUUUUGUCUGUGUGAGGAGCUUGUGCGUUGGUCAGGUUGGCUGAUCAAGCCUAGGCUGAUUAAUGCAUAGCAGAGCUGUUAUGUGAGCAGUAUAUAUAUCGAUCAGUGCUCCAGUGAGGCCUACAAGGAGUUAACUGGGCAUCAAGUACCUGCAAUUUUCCUGCAGGAAGCUUGGCUUCUUUGACAGAGCAAACAAAUAUUAGCCAGGAGUAAGAAAGAAGUUGCCCUUCUGUUGGAGGGAGUGAAACUGGGCAGAGGGCCCACUUCUCAAGCAGGGCAGGCAAGCUUGAAAGGGUGGAAGCAACCGUGUCCUAACACACACAAGCCUUGACUGCUUCUCGCAGGGGAGGCAGUUCUCCCCACACCUCCCUCUGCUCCGAUGCCUGCUAAUUAGUGUAAUAAACCUUCUCUCUGUUCCCCUUCCCUGGUGUGUCCAUUCAGUGUCUUGGUUUGUGCUGCUCUGCGUAGGCUAAGUUGUUGCUCUUCGGCUGGAUUUCUGCGUAAGAAAAUAAUCUAUGCUGCGCUGAUAAAAGGGGAGAGCCAAGUUCCUGUUGUCUUCUCAUUUCCUUUCAAAAUGCCUUUUGCUUUCGGGGCUUGGAGUGCCAGCUUUUCUCCUCUCUCUCGUUGCUUCAAGUAGCUGGUUCCCCUCUCUCCCCCUGCUCCCACACGGUUUCUGCCUCUGUUUCUCAUGUGGAACCUGUCCUGGCCUGUGUUUUAGCAGGGGCCCCCUCUCACACAUUCGCAUUGGCUUUUUGAGUGUCUUUGUAGACUACUUGAGCUUUGCUCUCAAGGGCUGAGCCUGCCAGGUAGUGCAGUUGCAUCCACGGGGGGAGCAGGUUGGCCUCUAGCCCUACCCAGCUCCAAGCACCCUUUGUGGUUGGCAUCUCCGUCUGAGCAUUUCCAUGUCCUUGCUGAGUGUUCCCACGGGGGUGGGCUCUUGUUCCCUUCCUCCUGCCGCUGCCCCCUCCAGCUCACUUUGUUAUUCCUCCUCUCUCUUUCUAAUUGCUGCACGUGUCCUUGCAGCUGAGGUCCAAUUCUCCUUCUGCCCCUCCCCAAGCAGGUUGUCAUCCCUAAAGACAGGGUAUGUGCCAUGUCUGAAGGCUGCAGCUGGAUUUAAUCGUGCACCCAUUUCCCACACGGCCACUGACACCUGUGUUGCCUGUGGGAUGCCCAACACUGUUGUUGGCCAUCGCACUGAAUUUGUGGGCAGCUGCAGCCACCCAUUCAUGCUGCAGUUAGGCUGGCAAUUGCAUGUGCACAAUUAAGAGUGUGGCCUUUCCAUCCACCUGGCUGCUAACAAAAUGGCUUCUCCAACAUGGGUGACAGCACGUGUCCGAGUUCUUCCAUUUACUUUAAGAAGGGGAAAAGCCCAAGCAGAGCUGGCUUGUACAGGGGGUGGGCUGGGGUCUGGUCCUUGCUCAAGUAGGUCACGCACAUGGCAAAGCUGGUGGCAUGAGUUCCUGGGGAAGGCAUUUACUGUGACGGUGAAUCGCUCUGGGCGCUGGCAGCAUGUGCUCGCAAAUGAGGCUGUCCCGUGCAGUGACUGCGCUCCCAUCUCCACAGUGGAGCAUGCCCUGCUGCUUCUCCCACUCCUCACCUGUUAAGAAACCCACCCAUUUCCAUUAAUGGCCUGCCGCUGUGGCGAGGAGCCCCUGGCCAUCUUUGGAGUGCUUGGGUUGUGCGGUGAGCAGGUGUCAUUCAUCCCCAGGGGUCCCGUGGCUCCAGGCUUGGGGAGUGACUGGGUUCCUGUGCUGUAUUGGUGCCCCUGUGUCUCCUGUGAGUUGAGAGAUGCUGCUUUGUUGGCACUGCUUGGAACAGUUUCAGUACCAUGUUCUGGAGCCUGGAUCCACCCUGGGACCUGGUAGGGGCUUUCUCACCUUGGCCUUGCAAUGUCGUGCUAUGUGAGGAUGCUGUGUUGCAUGUCUGCAGGGGAAGGGGGGCCUUGGCAUUUGCUGUUGUAGCCAGUGAAUCAUCUGGAGUGGGGUCUUCCCAUUUCUCCUUAGACUGCAGCGCAGAGCCAUCUUGCAGAAGCGGUUGUGCAGUCAGAGGAGUGUCAUUGCAGCUGUGCCGAUUCUCUCCUCCCUUCCCCCUGCUUCAGGCUUCUCUCUUGUUCUGCGAUGAGCUGUUGCUGGCAUCAUUUCUCCCUGGAUCUGUUGCCGCUGGCUUUCUGCUCUGAGCAUUUUCGGCCUGAUUCCAAGCCUUCACGCCUAACACUGUUUACAAGCACCAAGUGCUUCUAGGAGUCUAGCACUGAAGUGCAUGGCUCAGGGCUGUUGGCGCUGUCUGCUAAACUUGUACCUGCUUGGGACAUCCUGUCAAAGCUGAGCUGACAGGCUCCAGCCAUCACCUGCUGCAUCAUCCAUCAUGAUGUCCUGUCUGGUGAGUUAUGCAGUCAUGCAGCUAGCAGAAAGCACCUUGGAGAGACCUAACUGGAGAGAGAGCAAAGCUGUCCUGUGUCGGAGGGGAAUUAGCCAGGCAACUACAAACUCAGGGCUGAGAAUGCCUGGGUAUGAGAGGUCCACGUGCCAUACGUGCCCAGCAAGGGCAGCCUGCUGUGCCCAGACAGCUGAGGGACAUCAAGUGCAUGGACAGUGAAGUGCUGAGAGCCCUAUCCUAAGGCCUGCUUUGUGCUAGCCAAAAUUGUCCAGCCAGGAGGGUGGAAAAUGGAGUAGCUGAGAGAAACCUAUCCCUUAACAGAUGUUUAUUCUGGCUUCAUUUUCCUCCCCUGCCGUUAGGGAAGUGUUGUGUGCGAUUAUAAAAGGAUCUGUGUGGAAAUGCACAGGUGCCUGGAACUGCUCUGGAGGCAGUCCAGUUUGUGUGGUAUUAAUUAUCCAAGCUGCCAGGAAGAUGUUGAUGGAAAGAAAGUCACUCUGCAGCAGUGAAUUGCCCUGCAGAAGUCCAGGGACUUUGGAUUCCCUCUGGCCAGCGUGGGCCAGUCAGGGAAGGAUGCUGUCAUGUAAAUGGCAUCCAUGCAGUCCCCACAGACAUAGAGCAGUGCAGGCUCCCUGGGAGGGUGAACAUCUCCGUAGACCGCAAGCAAUCUGGGAAGAGACCACGGAAACUGCUUGUGACUGAUAUGAGUAACCACCUUCCUUCUGACCCAGCGCUAGAUGCACACCCAGUUUCUGGAGCUCUGGCUUAGAACAUCUGUCUUAGAAAGGAGUUUGGAUGCCAAUCAAAGUAGCCCAGGCCAGGAGGGUUUGGCUGGUGGACCCCCUCAUCUCUUCCCUGGUACAGAGACAUCUUGGCCAUGAAUGAGCUUUCUCCAGCUUUCCUGGCCCCGUGCAUUGUUGCUACCUCUAGCAGCACUUGGGGGCGGUGGAGGCUGUGCCAUGGAUACAUUUACGUUCAGACCUGAACUGUCGAGCAGGCCACGGGACAGCCAUCGUGUAGCAGUUCCUAUGGGGCUGGCACUGCAGAGAGAGGUCCCUUCCCAGUCUGGGGCUUGUUCCACUCAUGCCAACCCAUGAUUCACAGUGGGGACAGAGGAGAGCCUCAGGAGCCAAGGCGGGGAACGCUAGCCAGGCAAUUUCCUGGAGUUGAGUUGUUUUUGCAUGUCAGAGAGGCAGGUCCAGAGGCUUUUCCCCGAAGAGGCUGCUCUUGGCCAACACUGCUGGCUUGUUGCUGAUAUGCACUAGAAGCAAGAGAUCUCUGGACAGCAGAGGAGCGUGCAGACUUGAGCUGGGCUGGACUGAUUCCAGGUCUGUGCAACACGCUUCUUCCCUAGGAAGCACAAACGAACCCUUGACAGCCUCUCGGCACGGCCACAGUGCUGAACCGUGGAGCAGGGCAGCCUCUGCUUGCUCACUUUCUUCCCCCACAGUAACUCUCUGCAAGUGUUCCUGUGCUUCCAGAAGGGCAGGAGAAGGCAGAGAUGUCCGAGCUACCCCAGGAAGGAGCUCCCACCGGGAAGACAGCAGUACAGGGACAGGUAAGAGCAGCUUCUUUCUCACAGGUCUCAGCUGGGUCAAACCACCAUGGGGCAAGGUGAGGUUUUAAGGGUCUCUGUAGUCUUUGUGACCCAGACCUGAGAGCUCAUAUUGAGAAGGAGGCUCUGGUUUCUGAUUGCUGGUGGCAUUCAAACCAUCCAGGCACUGGGAGACCAUUACCCCUUGUUCUGCCUGCCAGAAGCCUUGAAAGCAGCAGGGAGCUGAAGGGAAACAGGCUUGUCCGUAACUUUGGGCCAAAAGGAAAGUCUCCCUGGUUGUAAAUGUGGAGCCGGUGCAUUGUUAAAUGCAUGUGUGUUCUGGUAGUCAGGCAACCAUCCUGCCAGAUAGCCAGUACCUAUAAAUAAAAGGUGUCUGGUUUUGCACUUGGGUGAGCAGCAGGAAGUAAGCAAGUGCCAUAAGCAGCGAGAAGCCAAUGGUUUGUGCAGGACCCCUGCACUUGCAGUUUCUAGAGAGGAAACCUUAGCACCUAUGUGCUCUAUAGUGCUGUUAGGAGCUGGGUGUGGCCUGUAUGCGGCUUGUGCUCCAUGGAUGGGCUGCUGCUGGCUACAGCAAGGGAGGCCCCUUGUAAGCGUUGGAGCCAAGUGACUUGGCAAGACUGCUGGUGAACCCCGUCUCUAGGCGUGAGUUCUGCCUAUGAACUCCCACCAGGCUGCUUGUAGGAAGCCCAGCCAGCCAGGCUAGACACUCUGUUCCUCUCAUGUCCAUCUGCGGGUUCGUCUGCUGACACCUCCUGAAGCUGAGCCCCCUGGUGUGCUCUCUGCCGGGCAGUGCAGAGGCUGUGAGAACAGGAUGUGGCUCUGUGUGUGCGGGAAGUUUGGUUACUGGACAUGCCACAUCCACGUGUAUCUUCAAAGACCCAAUCCUGAUGCUUCAUUCUGGGUCCAUGAACUGAUUCAUUCUGCAGUCUGGUUUGGGAGGCACAAAACUCAGUGAAACUGCAGCUGGCUCCACUGCAGGCAUUUGACGUCCAUCGUGCUGCCCCUCCUCUGAGCUGCUCCCUGCCUUGUUCUGAUGACAGACUCGGAGCUGCGGCUCUCAUUGCUAUUUUCCUGGUUCAACAGUGACCUUUUAAGGCUACUGCCUUGCAGUUCAUGUUUCAGCUAAUCAUGAUGCCUUGGGUCCUGCUCUGCAGAGAGGAAGUGGAGAGGAAAAGAGGUUCUCAGAACAGAUGGGUAGAUAACCGUAGGAUGUUAGUGCUGGUUUCUGAAGAUUUUAACUCCCAGGACUGCAGCCCCAAGCUCUGGCCGUGAGAGGUGAAUUGUCCCCCCAUUUCUGAGAGGAGUUGCCCAACAGCAUACAGGGACGGCCGAUGCUGCCGCUGUGCCGGAAGGUGUGUUAUGCCAUCGGGGGCAGCCCCUACCAGAUGACGGGCAGUGCCUUGGGUUUCUUCCUCCAGAUUUUCCUCCUGGAUGUUGCUCAGCUGAAGCCAUUUCACGUCUCACUGAUCCUUUUCCUUGGACAAGCCUGGGAUGCAGUGACGGACCCCGCCAUCGGCUUCCUGGUCAGUAGGAGCCCCAGGAGGAAGCUUGGCAAGCUGAUCCCAUGGAUCGCCUUCUCCAUGCCCUUUGGAGUCACCUUCUACUGCAUGCUGUGGUUUGUGCCCUUUGGCACCACCCGUCUCUGGCAGAAGUGCCUCUGGUACCUGGUCAUGUACUGCUGCUUCCAGACUUGCAAGACUUGCUAUCAUGUGCCCUACUCCUCACUGACCAUGUUCCUGGGGGGCAGUCAGAGAGACCGGGACUCAGCCACUGCCUACCGAAUGGGGGUGGAGGUGUUCAGCACGCUGGUCGGCUCGGGCAUCCAGGGGCAGAUCGUGGGCAGGUACCAUGCCAGCAUGACCCAGAUCUGUGCGACGUUCAACGGGACUCUGCAGAACCACACCUCCGCGGGCCUCACCGACACGCUGGAAAACACGCGCGGGGCAUAUACAAUUGCCUCCGUGGUGCUGGGCUCGCUCUACAUCCUGUCCUGCCUGGUCCUCGUGUUUGGAGUGAAGGAGCAGCCUGGGCCCCUGGGUCCCCUGGAGAAAGCAAAGAUACCCUUCUUCAGGAGCCUGAGGGUCAUCCUGGCACACCGGUCCUACACCCACCUGCUCUGUGCCUUCAUCUUGGCCUCCCUGGCCUUCCAGGUUGCCCAGGGGAUCUUUGCCUUCUACUGCACGCAUGCCAGCGGGAUGGCUGGGAGGUUCCAGCACCUGGUGCUCAUCAUGCUGGUCACGGCUUCCCUCUCCAUCCCCGUGUGGCAGUGCAUGCUGGUGCGGUUUGGGAAGAAGACAGUGCUCGUGGGGCUGUCGAUCAUCAUUCCUGCCCUCAUCGUUAUCACCCAAGUGACGCACAACUUCCCAGUCUUUGUCGUUAUGGUGAUCAUGGCGGGAUGCAGCCUGGGUGUCCUCUACCUGUUACCCUGGUCCAUGCUGCCGGAUGCAGUGGAUGAUUUCAGGCUGAAGAACCCCAAGUGCCUGAACCUGGAAGCUUUUUUCUACUCCUUCUACGUUUUCUUCAACAAGUUUGCUGGUGGCCUUGCGCUGGGGAUCUCCACCAUGAGCUUACAUUUUGCAGGUUACAAGGCUGGUGAUUGCACACACAACCCCUCUGUCAUCCUCACCCUGAAAAUCCUCAUGGCUCCAGUCCCCAUCAUCUUGCUGCUGGCUUCCAUGGUCACCUUCUACUUCUACCCCAUCAACGAGGAGCGGAGGCGGCAGAUGAAGGUGGAGAUGGAGGCAGUCGAGCAAGGCCGGAGGGAGAAUGCAAACUCCGGGUAAAACAAACACGGACCUUGCAGAGUUUCCUUGGAAAGCUCUCCCUGUCACCGAGCACUGCCAGGAUGCACCCGUUUGAUCUGAUGGCUUUGCUUCCUGUUGUUCCCGAUUUCUGUAUCACAAAACGCUGCUCUCUGCUUGCUGCCUUUCUCGACCCCACCCCCCCGGCUGCUGCGGGGAGCAUCCCUGGCCUUGAAGAACGGGGUUUGGCAUGUUGAUCUUGAGCCAGCACCUGCCUUCUCUUUGUGCAAGGAAAGAUCCCGGCACUCAUUUGCCACAGCUGAUUGGGAAGGAUGGCAAGGAAAAUUGGACCCAAGCUCUGCCAAGAGCACUCUCAGAAAAUACACCGAGGAGGGGAGCUGGGCAGCAGAGGUUCAGGCACGUUUCAGGGAAGAAAGUGACAGCAAUCUGUCAUCUGGGUGGUGAUAAUCAGGACCCCAAGCACUAGGACUGGGGGGAAUGUUGCUGUUUCAGAAAGAGCGCUGUAUCCAUGCCAAGACAUGAAGCUGCCUCUGACCCCAUCCAGUGAUCAGCUAAAGCCUCCUUCACUGCUUACUAUGUAUAUAGGCAGCAUAUUCUGGUCACCACCUCGUCUGGAGCAGCUCCCCUGUUUUCCCAGAAGGCCUGCCUCUAACUUCCCCCAUGUCUAAAUUGUCAGUGUAUUUUGAGGUGUACAAGACGUGCUGGUGUGCAAGAGGCACCCUUCAAAAAAGGGUAAAAUGGUGCCUCUGUGACACCCCCUGUAUUGUCAGUGGUGGUGAGGCAGGGGCUGUUUAACAUGCCCCUUGUCCUGAUUUUUUGCCCCCCACAAACCUGACUUCUCUCGCCAGUGUCCCCAGGCUCCUCUCCAAUGUAUUGGGAGAUAGGGUGGGAGCUUCAGCAGCUGCCCUUCCCUGCAGCUUUGGUGGAUCAGAAACACCCUGCUUUAGGAGCCUCUCUUUGGGGGAGAAAAACUGCAUUGUAUACAUGGGAAAAUCCUGCUUUCUACUAAGGUGAGGGUUAGCCAUGUAGAAGAAAUGCAUGUGUCCAAAAUAAGAAGUCUGCAAAGAAGGUGUCUAGAUGCUGUACUAUCCAAUGCUGACAGCAGUUCCCUGCCUUGGUCUUGCUGGGUGUGUGAAUUAUUGGCCACAGAUGAAUUUUGCCUUGGAAGAGGCUGCAGCAAUGGACCGACUUGCCUGUGAUCAUGCUCUUUUAGGAGCUUAUUACAAGGUUUGCCCUGUCUGCCAUCUCUGAAAGGGAUGGGCUUUUUGGGAGGGAAAGAUGUCAAAUGCAUUCUGUGGAGAGGGCUGAUUGAAUGCUAAUGACAGUCCCUAGGUCAAAGCUGCACAACUGGGACCUUUUAAAGCUCACCAGAGAUCUCCCACUGUAACAACAAGAUGAGGAGCAUAAAACCCCAGAGCAGGAUGUGACCACAGCAUAACAGCUAAACUUGGAGGCAGGAAAACUGAAGUGCAAGUGGCAUUGCACAGGAGGGGAAGCAGGUUUGGCCAGGGCUAUUUCUGACCUCAGUUUAGCUUUGCAGCCCCCCAGUCUGCACACACAGUGGCCAUAUUUUUGCAGACAGUGCUCCUACUGCAUUUGGAAAUCUGGCUCUUAAAGUGGCGUCGUGAGGCUUAAGCGUUAGCAGCCUUUUAUAUGAGCCCUCUUGGAGCGCGUUGUAGGUAGACAAACUCGCUAUCUGCUGCAUCCCAGACAGAUUUGGAAUAGCUUAUACACAAGAAAAAGAUGCUCCUUUCCUAUUUUUUUGUCAGCUGUGAAGAAAAGUAAGUGCCUUGUGAGGCCCUGCCUUGGCCUGAGGGGGUCAGGUACAGGGACCCCUUUGCUUAGGACAUGUUUCUUUGCUUGCGCACAGCAUUUUCUACAUGCUUUUCAGGGAAGGAAGUGCCAAGAAAAGCAAAAUGAUUGUUGCUUCCCUUCUGGUUCCAUGUAAGCAGUGGCUGUGUCCGAACGCAUGCACAAUUGCUGUAUCCCGCUAGCUGGGCUGGAUGUCACAUAUAUGGCACGGCACUGAGCUUCCCAUAGAGAGGUGUGAUUGGAGAUGGGCACUUCCCGGGUUUGAUAUGUCCCCGCUGUAUUUGCUGUUGAGACUCCUGCCGUGUGCUAUUAUGAGCUAUUAAAGCAGCAUGCAUGCUGAUGA